Molecule: messenger RNA, 620 nt
Organism: Acanthisitta chloris (rifleman)
Lineage: Eukaryota; Metazoa; Chordata; Aves; Passeriformes; Acanthisittidae
Product: toll-like receptor 7
Exons: 1
Coding region: 30-620 (196 amino acids)
Biological process (GO): defense response to virus; canonical NF-kappaB signal transduction; toll-like receptor signaling pathway
Cellular component (GO): plasma membrane
Molecular function (GO): pattern recognition receptor activity
Source: RefSeq, a predicted model, not a curated record
CUCUGUCAGCUUCAAUUCUCCUUAGCUUCAUGGUGUUCACAGUGACAAGCCAUCUCUACUUCUGGGAUGUGUGGUAUAGCUAUCAUUACUGCGCUGCCAAGCUGAAGGGCUAUCAGCGUUUAUCUUUACCAGAUACUUGCUAUGAUGCUUUUGUUGCCUAUGACAAUGAAGAUCCGGCUGUGAAUGAGUGGGUGAUGAAAGAACUGGUUGAAAGGCUGGAAGACCAAAAGGCCCGGCAGUUCAACCUAUGCCUGGAGGAAAGGGACUGGCUCCCAGGACAGCCAGUCUUUGACAAUCUUUCCCAGAGUAUUCAGCUGAGCAAAAAGACCGUAUUUGUGCUGACCAACAAAUACAUUAAAAGUGGCAGCUUCAAGACAACAUUUUACAUGGCUCACCAGCGGCUUCUAGAUGACAAAAUAGAUGUCAUUAUCUUGAUAUUUCUUGAGAAGGUUUUGCAGAAGUCUCGCUAUGUCCGGCUGAGGAAGCGGCUGUGCAGAAGUUCUGUCUUGGAAUGGCCAACUAACCCUCAAUCUCAGCCCUACUUCUGGCACUGUCUGAAAAAUGCCAUAGCUAUGAGCAAUUCGCUGGCUUACAACAAGCUUCUUCAAGAAACUGUUUAG